Messenger RNA from Drosophila hydei, 1224 nucleotides. RefSeq lists its product as uncharacterized. The coding region runs from base 1 to 1224 and encodes 407 amino acids. Lineage: Eukaryota; Metazoa; Arthropoda; Insecta; Diptera; Drosophilidae. The transcript has 2 exons. The record is from RefSeq and is a predicted model, not a curated record.
AUGUCGCAGCACUCGCCGCUUUGUUGCUGCCGCCUUUUCGGCUACUUUGGUGCCCAAAAAGUUGUUAGCGAGCUGUUUGCUUUGAGCAACAUCUAUUACAAUGAGGUCACGAAAAGAUUUGAACUGGCCCAGCAAACACUUAUCUACUGGAUGUUUGUGCUCAAUCUAUUCGCGUGGAUUUCCGUGGUUUACUCAGCCGGACCUGAUUGCCAAAUUGAUGGAUACCUUCACUUGCUAUACGCCGCGCCCUGCGUUCUCUAUAUGUGCAAGCGACCAUGGCUGCUAGAAGAACUCAAUGCAAUGGUUGGCGUGCAGCGGCAGCUGGCGGACUGGCUCUGCUUUCGGGUGGUGCGCGUUUAUUGCUGGUCUCUGCUCAUGACCGUGCAGCUGGGGUGGACAAUCUACUGGCAGCUACAGCUCUAUGAUUACCGAAGGCUGCUUUGUGUGGCCUUCUGUGUGCUCUGCUGUUAUCUGCAGCUGCUGCUGCACUUCAAUUGCUUCAUUUGGCUAUACAGCAGCUAUUUGGCCAUAAAUCGAAUGCUCGCAGCUUCCUUGAGCAAGCGGCAACGCGUCAAGUUGCUGCACAGAGUGCUCGCAAUGCAGCCAGCGCUGCACAAGAUACAGCGACACAUGACGCAUUACUUCAGCGUUUAUUUGUUAUCACUCUGGGUGCUGAUGCUGCGCAAGUUGCAUUUGGCUGCCAGACAGCAGUUGGAGCUGCAGCAAGGCGUCGUCAUCGUUCACUUGCAACUGCAGCAGCUCACAUACGCAGCAAAUCUCUUAAGCCUGAUCAUUAUUUUGAUGUUGGCUGGGCGAGAUUUUCGCAAUGAGCGCACAAAAUUCGAGUCGAGCCUGUGGCGCGCGCUGCAGCAGCAGCAGCCACAACUUUCCUUGCCACAGCAGCGCAGACAAUGUUUGGAUGUGGUAGAUCUAAUGCUCUGCACUGGCAAUCGACCAGAUCAGCUGCGUAACAAGCGGACGCUGCUCUGCCAGCUGCCCGGCUGCCCAGUGACUGCCACAGCACUGGGGCAACUGCUUUGCUGGCUGCUGCUAAGCCUGCCCCUAAUGCUAAUACUCUUUAAAGAGCAAUGCACAAUAAGCUGGGACCUUAAUGUUAGCAACUGGCACAGAAAUUUGACCAGCUAUAAGCUGCCUGGUUGGAAACCUGAUGAUACCAGCUAUCCAAGCCUUGAUACCAGAAAUUUAAGCUGGUGGUUCAAUUGA